CACUGUGACACUUGCGAGUAGUGUGUAUGUACUUAUUAUUCUGCUUACAAUUGCUAAAUCUCAACUCAACACUUGGAAAAUCUGGUCCUCUUCUCCCCGUCCUCCUCUGGCUGCCUCCCCUGAAAUUUGAUCUCCUCUCACCAAGAUUGGACCUUUUGCGGUAUCAUAUUUUUUUUGGGGGGGGGAUUACUUUUUGGUUUCUCCAAAUUUCAUUUUCGCGCAUAAAUAAUUUAUGCACUACUUACUGCACAGGGCUUCUCUUGCUUUUACCCUUUCCAUCCCGAAACCAUUCCGAUCUCGUUUGAAACAGCCCAUCUUUGUCUUCAAUCACGAUUGAGCUCCCAGGGUCUUCCACUUUUUAGUAGAAUAGCUCUGUUUGUACCUGCAACUGGGGCCAAAGCUUGCACCUUUAAAGACUUGUGCUUUGAAGCCUAUGCCUUGAUGUUGUUUGCUGACUGCCUGAAUCAUGUGAGAGGCUAUUCGUCCUCUUCCUCUCGCUAUUGUUGCUCUUUUCUUUGCUUUUCUGAAUAGUAUAAUUGUGAGGUAUCUCUACGGCUGUUUUUGUGGUCGUUUAAGCAUAAAAAAGAGCUUCUUUUUUUUUCGGGUGGGAUUCUAAUCUCAGGUUUAUAGGUGUAGGGGAGCUUUGGGGGUGUAAUGGAGCAAGGUUUGGGUUCAGAUUCAGUUCCUCCAUCAGGGUCUAUUGAUAAGUCUAGGGUGUUGGACGUAAGGCCUUUGAGAUGUCUUGUCCCAAUGUUUCCUUCCUCUCCUGGCAUGGGCUCCGUGUCAAAUCCCCAAGCUACACCUUUUGUUUGUGUUCCUCCAACUGGUCCUUUUCCACCGGGAGUUGCACCCUUGUACCCAUUUUCUGUUUCUAAUGGCUCUCAUAAUCGCCAAAACACCACCCCUUCUGGUGCACCCAAUCAACCGGGGCUUUAUGGCUUCGGUAACACUACGAUUCCCUCUCCUGUUCCACUGAAUGCCUUUAGAACUCCACAAGGUCCAUCCGCUAAUGGGGAUGCUGGACCUUCGAGGAAGGGCAACAAAAAUCGCGCAAUGCAAGGUAUAGUCAUAGAAGAUGAUGGUUACAGUGAUUCUCAAAAUCAGAGUGAGCUGUAUGCGAGUGGGUUUAGCAUGCAUGUGAAUGAUGUAGAAGAUGGGAGCAGUGGAAGGAGGCAAAAGAAUGGUGGUUCGCAAAAGAGGACCAGGAGAGCUCAGCAGCACCUUGAUUCCUUCUCAGAGGUUGAUGUGGAUUCAGAGGCUAAUAGAUUCCUCACUACGUUUGGGCUUGUGGAGUUGGAUCCUGAUAGAAAAUCUAAUGGUGAUAGGGAGAUUGUGCAACGUAUACUAUUGGUUUUUGAUCUGCUUAGGAGAAAACUUACCCAAAUGGAAGAAGCAAAAGAUGCUACUCCAGGAUCUACAAGGCGCCCAGACUUGAGGGCCGCAACAACCUUGAUGACAAAUAAAGGGAUCCGGACAAAUAUUAUGAAAAGGAUCGGUCAUGUCCCUGGGGUUGAAGUUGGUGAUAUUUUCUUUUUUAGGAUGGAGCUGUGCCUGGUAGGGUUGCAUGCUCCAAGUAUGGCUGGGAUUGAUUAUAUGAGUGUUAAACUUACCUUGGAUGAAGAACCUCUGGCAGUCAGCAUUGUAUCAUCUGGAGGAUACGAUGAUGAGGGUGAUGAUGGAGACGUCUUGAUUUACAGUGGCCAGGGUGGAGUCCAAAGGAGAGAUGGUCAGAUGUUUGAUCAGAAGCUGGAAAGAGGCAAUCUUGCCAUGGAAAAGAGCCUGCAUCGAGCCAAUGAAGUGAGAGUCAUUCGGGGCUUGAAAGAUGUUUCUGGUUCAACCGGAAAGAUAUAUGUUUACGAUGGCGUUUAUAAAAUCCAAGAAUCGUGGACUGAGAAAAAUAAGUCUGGCUGCAGCGUUUUCAAGUACAAAUUGAGCAGAGUAGCUGGCCAGCCUGCAGCCUUUACAUUGUGGAAAUCUAUCCAGCAGUGGAAGGGCGGAGUUACUUCACGGUCAGGAGUCAUACUGCCGGACUUAACUUCAGGGGCUGAAAGUCAACCUGUUUCUCUUGUUAAUGAUGUUGAUGAUGUAAAAGGACCUGCUUAUUUCACAUAUAUUCCAAGCCUUAAGUACUUGAAGCCGUUCUCUUCACCUAAAUCUUUUACAGGUUGCCAUUGCCUUGGUGGAUGUCAACCCGGUGAUUCUAAUUGCCCUUGCAUUCAGAGAAAUGGAGGCCAUGUGCCCUAUAGUUCAAUUGGAGUCAUAAUGAGUUACAAACUUUUGAUACAUGAGUGUGGCCUGACCUGCUCAUGCCCUCCUAAUUGCCGGAAUCGAACAUCUCAGGCCGGUCUGAAAGUCCGUCUUGAAGUGUUUAAAACAAAGGACAGAGGUUGGGGGCUUAGGUCUUGGGAUCCAAUCCGUGCUGGGGGGUUUAUUUGUGAAUAUGCAGGAGAGGUAGUUGAUGCAUCUAGGGUAGGUGAGCUUGCGAGUGAACAUGAAGAUGGCUAUGUUUUUGAUGCUACUCGGGUAUAUGAACCAGUGGAAAAUGUGCAUGAUGCUUCAAGUGAGUCAGCAAAAGCCCCAUUUCCACUUGUUAUUAGUGCAAAAAAUAGUGGGAAUGUUGCUCGCUUCAUGAACCAUAGCUGUUCACCAAAUGUUUACUGGCUGCCAGUCUUACAAGAAAGCAACAACGAUUCAUAUCUCCACAUUGCUUUCUUUGCUAUCAGGCAUAUACCUCCUAUGCAGGAGUUGACAUUUGACUAUGGGAUGAUUCAAUCUGACCAAGCAAGUUAUAGGAGGAAGAAAUGCCUGUGUGGAUCGGCAAAGUGCAGGGGUUACUUCUACUGAUGAUCAGAGUGGAGUACUUUUACUGAAGGUAGUCAUAUUGCUAGUUGACGGGAGGAAAGAUUUUGCAUGUACAUGGACUGUGCGAUCUGCUGGAGCACAUUUUGUUGAACUCUUUAGUGUAUUUGGCAGUGCAGGUAUGCGGUUCAAAAAGUCUAUUAUGUAAUGUAGCUCAGAGUCUGAGUAAAUCUUUGUAAUUUGUGUAGCUGUUCAAUGUACAAUGUACUUGUAAUUUAGCAUUGGAGCAUGCAACCCAAUGAGGUGGAGCUCUCUCUUGUUGUAAUUUAUGUUUGGCCAGUCUUGAACAUCAUACUUGUGGGGCUUAUUUAUUUUAAGCUGUUCCUUGUUAUC
Molecule: messenger RNA, 3192 nt
Organism: Coffea eugenioides
Lineage: Eukaryota; Viridiplantae; Streptophyta; Magnoliopsida; Gentianales; Rubiaceae
Product: histone-lysine N-methyltransferase, H3 lysine-9 specific SUVH1-like
Exons: 3
Coding region: 655-2844 (729 amino acids)
Cellular component (GO): nucleus
Molecular function (GO): protein binding; histone methyltransferase activity; zinc ion binding
Source: RefSeq, a predicted model, not a curated record